This is a messenger RNA of Hyaloperonospora brassicae, 1599 nucleotides long. NCBI's taxonomy places the organism in Eukaryota, Oomycota, Peronosporomycetes, Peronosporales, Peronosporaceae. The record is from the annotation of a GenBank genome assembly.
AUGCUCCACCUCACGCGCUUCAAGCAGACGGGUCUGCUGACACCGGUGUUACGCCGCUCGAUGGCUUCGUCUUCGACCCGCAUCGCGCAGUUUCCGUUCCUAAGCGAGUUGGGCCUCAAGGACGAGAAUCACGGGGUAUACAACGGCCAGUGGUUCGGUAGCGGGGACGUGUAUACUUCAGUCAGUCCCGCGAACGGCCAAGCCAUCGCCAGCGUCCGUGCCGGCACGACUGCAGACUACCAGAAGGUCGUGGCUGCCAUGGACGAAGCCAAACCCCAGUGGUGCGACCUGCCGGCACCUGCGCGCGGAGAGAUCGUGCGUCAGAUUGGCGAGGAGCUACGGAACAAGCGCGAGGCGCUGGGCAAGCUCAUCUCCCUGGAAAUGGGCAAAAUCUAUGCAGAAGGCGUCGGAGAAGUGCAAGAAGCUAUCGACAUUUGUGACUUUGCUGUGGGACUCAGUCGUACCCUCAAUGGAUCUGUCAUUCCAUCAGAGCGUCCGGGCCACUUUAUGAUGGAACGGUACAAUCCACUGAAGGGCCACGUCGGUAUUGUCACGGCCUUUAACUUUCCCUGUGCAGUGCUCUUCUGGAACGCUGCACUGAGUCUUGUGUGUGGCAACACGCAGAUCUGGAAGCCGUCCGAGUCGCUGUCGCUGACAUCUGUAGCGUGUACGAAGAUCAUUGCGGACGUGCUGGAGCGCAACGGCCACGCAGGUGCGAUUGCCUCGUUGAUAUGUGGCAGCGGUUCCGAAGUGGGUGAAGCGAUGCUGCAUGACAAGAACAUGGAGCUCAUCUCGUUCACGGGAUCCACGAAAGUAGGCCGUCACGUGAACAAAGUCGUGUCGUCUCGCUUUGGCAAGACCAUUCUUGAACUCGGUGGCAACAACGCAAUGAUUGUGGACAAGGACGCUGACUUGGAGAUGGCACUGCGUGCAACGCUGUUCUCUGCGGUGGGAACGGCUGGCCAGCGCUGUACAUCGCUCCGUCGUCUCUAUCUCCACGAAGAUAUUCACGACGAUUUCCUUCAGCGUCUCGUGUCUGCAUACAAAAAUGUCAAAAUUGGCGACCCGUUGGAAGACGGCGUUCUCUGCGGUCCACUGCAUAACACUGAGGCUGUGGAGAACUAUCUGAAUGGCAUUGAUUCGAUCAAGAAGCAGGGAGGCAAGAUUCUCACUGGUGCGAAGAAGGUCGAUGGUCACGGAAACUUUGUGGAGCCGACGAUCGUUUCGAUUGCUCAUGAUGCUGAGAUCGUCCAGACGGAAAUAUUUGCGCCGAUUCUGUACGCUCUGAAAUUCAAGACGCUGGAAGAGGCAAUCGAGAAGAAUAAUGCUGUUCCGCAAGGCCUGUCUUCUUCGAUCUUCACGAAGAACCAGUCGGCGAUUUUCAAGUGGACGGGUCCACUGGGAUCCGACUGUGGCAUCGUAAACGUCAAUAUCGGACCCAGCGGUGCCGAGAUCGGCGGGGCCUUUGGCGGCGAAAAGGAAACUGGUGGUGGUCGCGAGUCCGGCAGUGACGCCUGGAAGCAGUACAUGCGUCGGUCGACGUGCACCAUCAACUAUAGCAAGGAGCUUCCGCUUGCCCAGGGAAUCGACUUCAGCUAG